Molecule: messenger RNA, 1014 nt
Organism: Ricinus communis (castor bean)
Lineage: Eukaryota; Viridiplantae; Streptophyta; Magnoliopsida; Malpighiales; Euphorbiaceae
Product: secoisolariciresinol dehydrogenase
Exons: 2
Coding region: 148-975 (275 amino acids)
Molecular function (GO): oxidoreductase activity, acting on the CH-OH group of donors, NAD or NADP as acceptor
Source: RefSeq, a predicted model, not a curated record
GUUGUAGCGACGUGCUGCCUAGAUAAGACAUUCCUUUGAGCCUCCCUCAUUUACUUCCACGUUGGCCGGCUGAACCUUUAUCAAUACAGCACUAUAAUUCUCUUUAUCUCUUUUCCCGUGUCUUAAUUCUUGCGUGUGAGAGAAACAAUGGCUCCAACUUCAUUAAUUUCUGCAGUUGCAAGAAGGCUAGAGGGGAAAGUGGCCCUAAUCACAGGGGGUGCUAGUGGGAUAGGUGCAUGCACCGCUAAAGUGUUCGCCCACCAUGGUGCCAAAGUAGUGAUUGCUGAUGUUCAAGAUGAAUUAGGCCAUUCUGUUAGUGAAUCCUUAGGCCCAUCAAACUCAACAUAUGUCCAUUGCAAUGUCACCGACGAGUCCCAUAUUAAAAUUGCUGUUGACAAAGCUGUUUCUACCUAUGGCAAGCUAGACAUUAUGUUUAACAAUGCAGGUAUUGUUGAUGUUAAUAAACCACGCAUAGUCGACAAUGAAAAAGCUGAUUUCGAACGUGUCCUUAGCGUUAAUGUCACCGGAGUUUUCCUUGGGAUCAAACACGCCGCCCGUGUCAUGAUUCCGUCGCGAUCCGGUAGCAUUAUUUCUACUGCUAGUGUGAGUUCGAGUGUGGGUGCUGCAGCCUCGCAUGCAUAUUGUUGCUCAAAACAUGCUGUUUUAGGUCUAACAAAAAAUGCUGCUGUUGAGCUUGGGCAAUUUGGCAUCAGGGUCAACUGUCUGUCGCCUUAUGCCCUCGCCACGCCUUUGGCGACCAAAUUUGUUGGCCUUGAUGAUCAGGGACUGGAGAAUUUGAUGAAUUCACUUGGUAACUUAAAGGGUGUCACCCUUAAGGCAGAGGAUGUCGCCAAUGCUGCACUUUAUCUAGCUAGUGAUGAGGGUAGGUAUAUUAGUGGGCAUAAUCUAUUAAUAGAUGGAGGAUUUACCAUUUACAACCCAUCAUUCCAAAUGUUCCAAUACCCAGAUUCCUGAAAAUAUUAUUUAUGAGAUAAUUAGUUUUUUUUUUUUUAA